CUGGUGCACUGACCAGUACAGUGGUAGCCAUAGCUGGAGCCUGAGGAAGGAGGAGCCAUCUAAAGCGUUCUGUGACUUCUGUCUCUCUUAUUUUGUGGGACGCAUGGCUUCUACAGCAUCCCGAAUUUUAGCAAGAAGCGCACUUCAUUGCUCCAGCCAAGCAAUCAGCGGGGACCCCGCGUUUCGAGCGCAACCAGGGGCUCAGAAACCAGGCUGGCAACUAGCUGCACAACCCUCUUUUUCAAGCAAAGCAUCCGUCAAUAAACCGUUCCAAAAGGACAACAGGGUCCCAGCAGCUUGUCUUCCUCACACGUGCACUGCAUUUGGUCUGUACAGUCAAGUGUCUCCAGCUGGUCUCUUUCUGGAUGCUUGUCUUCCUCACAGUGAUUACACAGGGCCCGGUCCAACGAUACCAGCGCAGCGUAAUGCGUCUUGCUUUGGCAGGAAUACUGAAGUCGUAGCUCAGAAGGACAGUAAAUUGGGACAGCAGAUGCAAUCAGCAAUGCCGUGGGAGUUGCCAGAUGAUUUCAAGUGUAGAGAGGCUACAAGAUUCUCAAAGGGGCCGUUCAGGAAAGCUGCUCAGAGCUUUUACGUACCCAAGGCACUAAGACGGUACAGCUGGCUGAGGAAUAUUGUCAGCUCUCUCAGACAAGCAUUUGCCAAGCAUGCAACGCAAGAGAUCGUACUGAAGAUAGUUCUCACCCUUCUAGUGAUUGGCAUCUUUUUCAGCUCACAGCGGUGGGCUCAGCUUAUGCUUGGGGCGUCUACCUUAUUUGCGGGAGUCGUAUGUGUUGCUGAAAGUGUAACAAGCAAGAGGGAAGAACAGCGGCGGUGGGAGACGCGUCGGAGGAGGGUGGUCGUGCACGAGGCGGGUCACUUCCUGCUGGCUUAUCUUUUGGGAUUCCAAGUCAUGGGCUAUAAAGUACCGCCCAGAACGAGACCGGGGAAGCCAUCAAAGACAACCGCUCCAAUUCCUGAGCAAUCAUCGGGCAGCAGCGUGGAAGGCCAGACCUUUGUGUCAUUGGCUGCCCUCAAGUAUCCCUUCGAAGAGCCAGAGCAAAUCGACGGGUACCUUCUCGGUCGGUUCGCAACGUUCAUGAUGGGGGGCCUCGCAAGCGAAGCCCUUUGUUUCCGGACCUGCGGGCAAGCACCAGGGAAGGAAAGCAGUAACUCGCAGACUGGCGACUUGGACAUUCUUCGACAGCGUUUGCUUUCGUUCAGGCCCGAUUGGUCCGUUCAGAAGAGCGAUGGUAGGAUGGUCGGUUCUCUGCCUACGAGAGUCGUGGCUUUCGAGAGAAGAGCUUUCCGGCGCGCGUGUGUGAUAUUGGCGCGGCACGGCAGCUCUUUGCAUCGUCUGAUAGAGGCGAUGGAUGCUGGGCGGCCUGUGCAGGAGUGCAUUGAUACACUCAAUCGUGUUUGACUUGUGAUGCAAGCCUGCAGUUCGAGCUGAGGAUCAUCCGGCCGUUAAUGCAGUU
Molecule: messenger RNA, 1475 nt
Organism: Klebsormidium nitens
Lineage: Eukaryota; Viridiplantae; Streptophyta; Klebsormidiophyceae; Klebsormidiales; Klebsormidiaceae
Source: the annotation of a GenBank genome assembly